Messenger RNA from Magnolia sinica, 2112 nucleotides. RefSeq lists its product as uncharacterized. The coding region runs from base 198 to 1631 and encodes 477 amino acids. The record is from RefSeq and is a predicted model, not a curated record. Gene Ontology annotation, biological process: SRP-dependent cotranslational protein targeting to membrane, translocation; post-translational protein targeting to membrane, translocation. The transcript has 7 exons. Gene Ontology annotation, cellular component: membrane; Sec61 translocon complex. Lineage: Eukaryota; Viridiplantae; Streptophyta; Magnoliopsida; Magnoliales; Magnoliaceae. Gene Ontology annotation, molecular function: signal sequence receptor activity; ribosome binding; transmembrane protein transporter activity.
UGACCUUUCUCCAUUUCCGAUCUGCCGAUCGGAAUUCGGAAGCAUUUCGAGGGUUUGUUUGGAUCGCCCGAUCUCUCUCACUAUUUGUAGAGUUUUUGAGAAUUUCUAGGGUUUCGGUCUCCGCAAUAGGCUCUUCUGAUUCUAGGGUUUUCUUGGAUUUCGAACCCGGAAGGUUUUAGCCUGCUUAAGAAGCAAGAAUGGGAGGAGGAUUCCGAGUAUUGCAUCUCGUCAGACCAUUUCUAUCGAUCUUGCCAGAGGUUCAGACUGCUGACCGGAAAGUUCCAUUUAGGGAGAAGGUUAUCUACACAGUGAUUUCUCUUUUCAUCUUUCUGGUUUGCAGCCAGCUUCCUCUCUAUGGCAUACACUCGACAACUGGAGCAGAUCCAUUCUAUUGGAUGCGAGUUAUUCUUGCAUCAAACCGUGGGACUGUUAUGGAGCUGGGAAUCACCCCAAUUGUUACAUCAGGGCUGGUGAUGCAACUCUUGGCAGGGUCAAAGAUCAUUGAAGUUGACAAUAGUGUCCGUGAAGAUCGUGCCCUCUUAAAUGGUGCACAGAAGCUACUGGGCAUCCUGAUUGCCAUCGGUGAGGCGGUUGCAUAUGUUCUGUCUGGGAUGUAUGGCAGUGUUAGCCAACUUGGAGCUGGGAAUGCUAUUCUCAUAAUUCUUCAGCUUUGCUUUGCUGGUCUCAUUGUCAUAUGCUUGGAUGAACUUCUCCAGAAGGGAUAUGGUCUUGGGUCUGGCAUAUCUCUUUUUAUUGCCACCAAUAUCUGCGAAAAUAUCAUCUGGAAAGCAUUCAGCCCCACAACUAUCAACAGUGGGCGAGGCGCUGAAUUUGAAGGUGCUUUCAUUGCCUUUGUCCAUCUGAUGAUAACCCGGACGGACAAGGUCCGUGCUCUUCGUGAGGCUUUCUACCGGCAGAACCUUCCAAAUGUGACAAAUUUGCUGGCCACAGUUUUCAUCUUCCUUGUUGUGAUUUAUUUCCAAGGAUUCCGUGUUGUUUUGCCCGUAAGGUCGAAAAAUGCACGUGGACAGCAAGGUUCCUACCCAAUUAAGCUGUUCUAUACUUCCAACAUGCCUAUCAUUCUACAGUCUGCUCUUGUUUCCAAUCUUUACUUUAUUUCCCAGUUGUUGUACAGGAGAUACAGUGGAAAUUUCCUUGUAAAUUUGCUUGGCAAGUGGAAGGAAUCUGAAUAUUCAGGUGGUGGCCAGUACAUUCCAGUCGGCGGUCUUGCAUACUACAUUACAGCUCCAUCAAGCUUGGCAGAUAUGGCAGCCAAUCCAUUCCAUGCACUGUUCUAUCUUGUUUUUAUGCUGUCGGCGUGUGCACUAUUCUCAAAAACUUGGAUAGAAGUGUCUGGAUCCUCCGCUAGAGAUGUGGCUAAACAACUUAAGGAGCAACAAAUGGUGAUGCCUGGUCACCGUGAGUCAAAUUUACAGAAGGAACUAAACCGCUACAUACCCACAGCAGCGGCCUUUGGAGGCAUUUGCAUCGGUGCAUUGACAGUGCUGGCAGAUUUCAUGGGGGCGAUCGGUUCAGGGACCGGGAUCCUGCUUGCUGUGACGAUCAUAUAUCAGUACUUUGAGACAUUUGAGAAGGAGAGAGCCAGCGAGCUUGGCUUCUUUGGUCUGUGAGCUGGAACAGUUUUAUGCUACUUCUAGAUACAGGACGCGGUGCUAACGAGCUCCCCGGCAGUUUUGGCGAGCUGAGAGUCAUAUGUGUAAGUAGAUCCAUCCUUUUUUGACUUGAGGGUAGUGGGAUGGAAUUUGUAGUUCAGUGUAGUGUCUUGUGAAGCUGCUCUGCUUUUAACCUGGGACUUGAUAGCUCAGAAAACUGCCAAUGUGGCAUUGCCAACGGAACAAGAUGCUAUUCUAGAUCAGUUUUUUUCUUUUCAUUUCAAUUUCAUUUUGGACUAUGUAGUGAAACCUUUAUUAGUCCUUGAGAAGGGCUCUGAAGCCUGAGAAACCAAAGAUAGACGUUGUUACUGGCAUCACUAACUGCUGUUCUUUUUUAUUUUUAUUUUAUUUUUAAUAGCAUUGUUAAACUUCCUGUUAUAUUUGGUAUCGAUGAUUUGUCACAAACAUUUCUAUUCAAGUCGUUGUAGUUACUGAUUAA